UUUUUUCUUUCUGUCUUUUUUCUUUUUAGAUUUUCCUCAAAGUUGAGACUCCACUUUUUCUGGUUUCCACUUUUCUUUUUCAUUUAACUGGACCACCUCUUUACUUAUUUCUUCACAAGUUUUGGACUUUAACCUCUCCUGGUCUCUCCUCUAGCUCUCACUCUUCUGUGAGACCUUUUUGUCCCUACUUCUCUUUUUUGUUCCUCUUUUCCUUCCUACCCUCACUGUCUUUGCUCCUGCUGGUCUCUUGUCUCUGGCUAUGCACCAUGCUGUCCUCUCCUACUGUCAUUCUGCAGCCCUACGGACUGCCUGUGUACCCGCAAACUGCCUCCUGCUACCCCAGCUUAGUACAGGGUGCCCCUGCCCAGGAGGCAGGGCCAGGCAGUGCUGACCCCACCCUUCCUCAGGUAUAUGCCCCACCCCCUUCAUAUCCACCACCAGGACAAGCCCCGCCCACACCAGCUGGCAGACUCCCACCCCUUGAUUUCAACUCUGCCCACCCCAGCUCAGAGUACCCGGACCACCACCAGUUGAGAGUCUACCAGAGCACUCAGCAUGAGGGGGCGGAACCUAUAACUGCCAAUAACACGGACGAUGCCCUGGCUCCUGUGACCUCUGAACCCCAGCCUCUGAGUGCCUCUGUGGCAAGUGGUGGCGGCGGAGCAGGUAGCGGGGGUGAGGAGGAGGGGUCGGGUAAAGCACAGCCCAAAAGACUCCAUGUGUCCAACAUACCGUUCAGAUUCCGAGACCCGGACCUGAGACAGAUGUUUGGGCAAUUCGGCAAGAUUCUGGAUGUGGAGAUCAUCUUCAACGAGAGAGGGUCAAAGGGUUUUGGCUUUGUGACGUUUGAGAACGCAGUGGAAGCAGAUCGGGCCCGAGAGAAACUCAACGGCACCAUCGUGGAGGGCAGGAAGAUUGAGGUUAACAAUGCCACAGCCAGAGUGGUGACCAAGAAGCCUCAGACUCCUCUCGUUAAUGCUGCAGGAUGGAAGAUUAAUCCAGUAAUGGGAGCCAUGUAUGCCCCUGAACUUUAUACCGUUGCCAGCUUCCCAUAUCCUGUUCCCACCCCAGCUUUGGCUUACAGAGGCUCCACUCUUCGGGGGCGUGGCCGUGCGGUCUACAACACAAUACGCUCAGCCGCUACAGCAGCCACACCCGCCGCUGUUCCAGCCUAUCCAGGGGUGGUUUAUCAAGAUGGACUCUAUGGAACUGAAGUCUAUGGAGGAUAUCCUGCCACAUACCGGGUCGCUCAGUCACCCUCAGCCGCAGCCACAGCUGCUUACAGUGAUGGGUAUGGGAGAGUGUAUGCCACUGCGACUGACCCUUACCAUCACUCUGUCGGGCCGACCACCACCUACGGAGUUGGUACAAUGGCGAGUUUAUAUCGAGGAGGGUACAAUCGUUUUACCCCUUACUGAACCAAACACCUCUGCAACAUCUCUGUCACCCAGCGGGACUCAAAGGUCACUCCCAUCGCAGCGCAAGACGGCCGCUGACCUCAUGUGACUCUGAAUGUUAUUGUUUCUGCGCUGUCUGAGCUGACCUGAGUGGUCUUAUGUGCCUGAACUGAACCUAUUUAUUUUCAAAAAUAGUCUGGAGUGCUCAAAGUAUUUAUUGAAGCGUAAAAAUUGCCCCAACACUGAACCCCAGAGUCUGAGAAGAUCCACUGGAAUGUUAGUGCAUUUUCUAAUGUGGUGCUCAUGAUACUGGCACUAAUUACAGGUUAAAACAUCUAGGGAACAUCUUUUAAAAACCCAUUACUGCUUAUAUUAACAAGCAGCACUCUGUGUGUGAUUCAGAAUUACUCAUAUGAUGACUUAAAGGGCUAUUUCAGCCAAAAUGCUGAAAAGAAGGAAGGCCAUGGCCAUGCCCAUCUCUGGUUUUCUGCCUCACUCAUUUUGGCUGAACUUACCCUUUAAUAAUAUGCUCCCUGAGAAGUAAAAGCACUGUUGGCCUUUGCAGUGGAUGUUCUUCAGAUGCACUGGCACUGCCCAGCUUUGUCCAGUCUGGGAUUUUUGUUACACUGUAGUAUACAGUAAUAUACAAGUUACACUGUAGUAUAUGGUCACUCUUACUGAUUUUGAGUGUGUGUGGGUGUGUGUGUGUGUGGUUGUGUGUGUGUGAUUUUAUAAUGGUCAAAUGUGAAACUGUGAGGUACAGUGAUGGCACCAGUGCAGGUGACAAGUUUUAUUGUAUAUUUAUCAUCAUCACAUGUUCUUUAUGAUCUACCUCUCUGCUGAAAAUUUUUCUUUUUCCUUCUGUUUGCUCUUAUGCUUCACCUUUAACAAGAGAUCAGUGCUUGAUUUGUUACAGUCCAGCACUACUGCUGUCUGUACAUCAGUAUGAUUCUCUGUCAUCAUCUCAUUUUCCAAAACAAUCCGUAAGGUGCUUCUGUUAGUUUCCUCCUCGCUUAAAGGAAUAGUUCACUGAAAGAAACAAAUUUACACAAUGGAUGCUAACUGUUGAUCAGCCAAGACAUGUUUGGUGUCCAAAGUUUGCUUUGAGGCCAAUGUAGUCAUGUACUGGGAGCUUAUACUGCACCAGUUAGUGACUAAAUCAUCACAAAUUGCCUCAAACCAAAGUUUUUAGUUUUUUCAUUGUGUUUUAUGGGGGCUCCUCUACCUUUUGCAACUUGCGGCCCACUUAACCGACCGAAAAAGACCAAAAAAGAUUCCCGCAAUAAAGAUGUAGCCGGCCUGGGCCCAGUUUCCCAAAAGCAUCCUUGUGUUAAGGAGAUCUUAACUGGUAGAGAGAGUGUUCAGUUUGAUGCUCACUCUACCAUUUAAGAAUUGUCUUCAUGUGAUAAGAUGCUUUCAGAAAACAUGGCCCAGAUUGUUUUCAAUGCAAGCACAAUAAUCGAUUUCAUGCGACAUAAUCAACACCAAAAAAUAUAUGCAAAUUUUUUUAGCCAUUUAGUCCUCUUCUCUUCUGUCAGUUUAUCUUUUGCCCUUAUCUUGUGCCCACGCCUAAACCACCACUGCACACUGUCCAGGAAACAUGAAUUACUCUGCGCAGUGCAGCUUGUGUCACACUCCACUGACUUCUCACUUGUGCUCUGUAAUGCAGUCUGGAAUGCAGAUAAUAUUCAUCUAAUGAGGGGUUUAAGGUUAGAACACUGAUGUUAUCAUCACAUUAUGUGUUUUAAGUUUUAUGAGAUUACUGAUGCAGUUCACAUCUGCCGCUCUGACGACACUUUUCGUCCACAAACUUGAGCACCUAACAUUCAUUUCUCUUUCUUCUGUAUCUGCUCUGAAUUUUCUCUCUCACUUCUGCUGUAAAUAAACCAUCUCUCUUAUGCUUCUUCUG
Messenger RNA from Colossoma macropomum (tambaqui), 3306 nucleotides. It is a transcript of the gene rbfox1l, whose product is annotated as RNA binding fox-1 homolog 1, like. The transcript is spliced from 12 exons. Lineage: Eukaryota; Metazoa; Chordata; Actinopteri; Characiformes; Serrasalmidae. Gene Ontology annotation, molecular function: mRNA binding. The record is from RefSeq and is a predicted model, not a curated record. Gene Ontology annotation, biological process: regulation of alternative mRNA splicing, via spliceosome; nervous system development. Bases 267 to 1418 code for a protein of 383 amino acids. Gene Ontology annotation, cellular component: cytoplasm; nucleus.